UUGUAUAUAACACAUGUAGUACGCAUACGUGAAACCACUUCAUUGAGAAUAAAAAAAAAAAGAAAGAUUUUAUUUUGGCUAUGGCAACAUUGCAAAAAUAAAACAGGAAAUUCAAAUUUUUACCCCCACCUCCGGCCGUUACCCGCUCGUUGACACUUGCGGGACUUAGCUUCAUUCGUAUUCCAGUGUUCACCACUUCUACACGUAUUCUAAUGUUAAAUCAAAAUGUCGAAACGUGGUAGUGAAGAUACGAGCUUAGAUUUUGUUUUAAACAAAAUAAGAAAAUUAGAAAAAGAAGUGAAGCGUUCACGCCGCGAAAGACGCAAUGGUUUUUCACUUUCUUCAUCUUCAUCCUCAAGUACGUCGUCCUCGUCAUCAAGAGCGCCUUCCCCUAAUCAAGAUGAAACAAUUAAUCAUCAAGAAACGCUUGUGGAUGAACCACCAACGUCGGUUACAGAGGUUGUUGAGGUAAUUACUCCCGACGAAUCGGAAAAUAUAGACAUCCAAGAUAUUUUGGGUGUCGAUCCAACGGUGACCUUAGAAUAUGGACCAGAAAUCCAUAAAGACGUGGCAAGUCGAUUCGCCCAUAUAGCUACCACAGGAUUAGAUAAAGACACUCGAAAAGAGCUGUCUAAUAAAUAUUUGAUUCCUGAAAACUGCACCAGCAUAGCUGCUCCUCAGCUUAACCCUGAGAUCAAAGGAGUUCUCUUUGAUCAAGUAAUAAAACGAGAUAAAGCGAUUGAGGGUAGACAAAAAUUAAUGGCUGUUGGUAUUACGGCUUUGGGAAAAAUUAUUUCUACCCAGCUCAGUAGCAAAGACAAAAACAACGAUCUUAUAAAAGAACUCAUGGACAUCGGCCGUAUAUUUUGUGACAUUCAACAUUCGGAUUCCGAAUGUAGACGGAAUUUCGCUCUUUACUCGGUCAAGAAAGAGUUGAAAGAACAAUUAUCUACGACAAAAAUUGAUAAGUUUCUUUUUGGAAGUAAUCUUUUAGAAACCGUCAAGACGGCCAAAGCUAUAACAAAAUCCUCCUCUGAUUUGAAACCUGACGCUCCAAAGAAGCCCAAGUCUAACCCAACACCUAGUACUUCUGGCAAGCCUUUAAACUGGAAAACGAGGACUCCGGCUCGCAGGCAGCCGCCGGGCCCUCGGUCGCGUCACCAGCAGCCUGCAGCGCAGAGCGCACCGGCUCGAGGGAACUCGUCGCAGAGCUACACACAGCGGCCGAAGCCCUCUCGCCGACAUUAAACAUGGAACCUUCAAACCAACAUUACCCUGGUUGCCGCAAUAUUGUCCGGACCGCGUUGUUACAACAAUGUGUCCCUGUCUCAGCUGUAGACAUCACAAUGGCGUCACUUUCGGAAAAUACAUUAAAACAAUACGAG
Messenger RNA from Colias croceus (clouded yellow), 1385 nucleotides. RefSeq lists its product as uncharacterized. Lineage: Eukaryota; Metazoa; Arthropoda; Insecta; Lepidoptera; Pieridae. The record is from RefSeq and is a predicted model, not a curated record. Bases 226 to 1248 code for a protein of 340 amino acids. The transcript has 3 exons.